Misgurnus anguillicaudatus (oriental weatherfish) is the source of this 2011-nucleotide messenger RNA. Lineage: Eukaryota; Metazoa; Chordata; Actinopteri; Cypriniformes; Cobitidae. The record is from RefSeq and is a predicted model, not a curated record.
CAUGUAGUAAUCGGCCCGUGCUCGGCUGCCCCGCGGUACCUGUGGCUCAGAAUCGGCAUCGGCAUUUGUUAACCGGGCCAAGUGUGGCUCGCAGCUCACUCUGGCACAUGCAGUUUUGUUACGACUGUAAAGCACUGGGCCGAUUCAUGUUUACCGUAUCUGUCUGUAGAGAUCCGGGCCACUUCUGGAAAUGACUCGGCUUAAGUUCAAAGGAUGGUUUUCAAAGAAGCAAUAAAUUAACAAAAAAAUAUUUUAAAAGUGACAUAAAUUCCUGAACGUAUCUGAAAAUGUGCUAUCUACUCGUCGAAUGUCGUGAACUUGUCCAAAACAAAAUAUCUAGGGUAAAACUUAUAAUUUUAAAUAAUAAUAUUAUUAUAAAAGUAAUAAUAUAUUGUGUCGUUUUGCACAGUUUUCUUUAAUAUUUAUAACCAUUUAUAACAACAUUUUUUGUAACGAAGCAUGCAGAUUAUGAUUUACAUUAUUUUUAACAUGUAUGCACGCUCAGGUGACAUCAUCAGUGGGAGGGGCCUCAUAGCCUUCCUGUGGUGAUCACUAUGUUUUUGCAGCUUGGACGAAAAAACAACAACAAUGGAUUAUUUAGCAAGACAUAAAAUGGGAUCAUCUCAGAAUAAAUGGCCUACUGAUUGGACGACGGCCAUUGAAUGGACGAUAAAGAUGUACAGGUGUAGCGUUCACGCAGAGAUUCAGUUUCACAAGUUCAACAACCGCUCAACGUUGGAUUGCAAUCGCAAAGAUUUUUUUGAAAAUGUUCCAUAUUGUGGAGUUCACUGAAUCAUCUGAAGUAGAAGUUGUGCCAUCUUCAUGGGUGCAUAAUGGUAUCUGUGCUUGGCCGACUUACAAAUCUAUGGCUAAGAUCCAAAAGGCUGUAACACUGCAAGAAUCUCCUAAUAGUACUUGGUCUGCCUUCAAGGUUCGAAUUAUUCAUACAACAGACACCUUUCAGGAAGCUCGGCUCAAACUUCCACAGGCAACUCUGAUGUCUGACUUGCAGACGGAUGAUGAUGACGAUGAUCGUCCAGCAAACACAAGAAGAAAGAACAGAGGGAACAAAAGAAACCACUCAAGUGAGUGUGACGAAGACAAUUUCUUUGCCAGCAAGAGACUGGAAAAAACGAGUCGAAUUCAGGAUCAUUCAGAAGUUGUUGCAGCACCACAAAUACCCUCACCACCACUGACUAUGGUAGACGACCUGAGAACUCCAUCCAGACGUGCAUUUGGUAUUACAAGUCCCAACACCUCUAGGAAUAAUUUAAGUCCAUGUACCAGUGCAGUUGGUCAAGAUGGAGACAGCACCUGUUGCAGUUCUUCAUGUGUUUCCCUGCUGACUGAAGUUUUUAAAGCACAAGAGAUCAUCAAGCAACAACUUGUCAUGGUUCUUAAAAAUCAGCAAAAACAGAACAGUGCUCAGUCACAGAGUGAUGAAUUUCCUGACAUCAGUUCAUUCAACCUUCCUUUGUCAGAUUUAUCUGAUCUGGAAAGGCUUGAAAAUCAAAUUAAGGAUCAGCCAGAACACAUGAAGAAGUUGGUGACCUACUUUGGAAUUAUUGGGGGGUUUUCCACCAAAGAAGCUGUGUGGCGUAUCCUGGGAAAGCUUUUGGUGAACUCUUUGGCUAAAAAAAUUAACUGGAGUGGUGCAAACCAAAAAGUGGCAUUUCGUGCAUUGGCCCUCAGGACUGUUGUAGUCAAUGCAGUGAGGGCAAAUGCCCAUACCAAGAUGUCCACUGAUAAAAUACAUAACAAGAUGGUUACAACUUGCUCCUGACAGGGAUGGAGGAAGGAAGGAAAGGGCUAAAUCAAAAUCUAACUUUUAAUUAAAGGAUUAGUUCACCUCAAAAUGAAAAUUUCAUAAUUUACUCACCCCAAUGCCAUCCAAGAUAUCCAUGUCUUUGUUUCCUCAGUGGAAGAGAUGUUGCUUUUUUUGAGAACAUUUAUGAAUGUUUUUUUUUAAUAAGGACUUCAAUGGGCUCCAACGUUUUGCAGUCCAAAUCAA